AUGGAAUACGUCAAUCUUGGGCGGUCUGGCCUCAAAGUAUCCAAAAUUAUCUUGGGAUGCAUGUCUUACGGUGAAAAAGAUUGGGCUGAAUGGGUGCUUGAAGAGCCCGAGUCUUUGGAGAUGCUUCAUCAUGCGUACCAGCGGGGAAUCAAUACCUGGGACACGGCGAAUGUUUACAGCUAUGGAAGAUCAGAGGAGAUUGUGGGAAAGGCGCUGAAAAAGUACAAUAUUCCGCGUGAGCGCGUUGUCAUCAUGUCAAAGUGCUACUUUGGCGCCGAGAAAGGACCCAUCGGGUCAGCUGGGGGGCGGACCAACGACGGCGUGUUUGUAAACCGAAUGGGACUUUCUCGCAAGCACAUUCUUGACUCGGUUGAGGAGAGCGUUAAGCGACUUGGAACGUAUCUUGAUGUUCUUUGGAUUCAUCGACUUGAUCGGGAGACGCCAAAAGAGGAAAUUAUGCGUGCACUGAACGACGUGAUCGAGCGGGGCUGGGUUCGGUACAUUGGUGCAAGCUCAAUGGCUGCAUGGGAAUUUCAGCAGCUGCAAAAUAUUGCCGAGAAGCACGGAUGGCAUAAAUUCGUGGCGAUGCAAAACUUAUAUAACCUAUUGUAUCGCGAAGAAGAGCGCGAAAUGAUCCCUUACUGCCAGAACACCGGGGUUGGCCUGACCCCCUGGUACGCAUUGGCGUCUGGGACUCUUGCGCGGCCAUGGAAUGGGCCAAGCACUGAACGUUCUACUCAUGACAAGUUCCGUCAGACAGUCCUUGGCAAGGGUGAGGAAGCAGACAAGGUCAUUGUUGACCGUGUGGAAGAAAUUGCCAAGAAGAAGGGCGUUGCCAUGGCACAGGUAACUAUCGCAUGGCUGCUGAGCAAAAAAUAUGUGACACCUAUUCUUGGUCUUAGCAAGACAAGCCGGAUUGAUGAGGCAGUCGACGCAGUCAAGGUCAAGUUGACGGACGAAGAGAUUUCGUAUCUAGAAGAGCCUUACCAGCCAAAGCGCGUAACCGGGUAUUAA
This is a messenger RNA of Malassezia globosa CBS 7966, 1014 nucleotides long. RefSeq lists its product as uncharacterized. The record is from RefSeq and is a predicted model, not a curated record. The transcript has a single exon. The coding region runs from base 1 to 1014 and encodes 337 amino acids. Lineage: Eukaryota; Fungi; Basidiomycota; Malasseziomycetes; Malasseziales; Malasseziaceae.